AUGCCCGAGGACUUGACGUAUGUUCAUGGACACGACGGUAUGUGCCAUAAGAUCCUUCUGUGGUCAGUCUGUCAGAGCGAGACCGCUCUGCAAUCACUCAACUGUGGGGACUACAGGGACUGUCGAGGACUACAGGGACUGUCCGGGACUACAGGGACUGUCCGGGGACUACAGGGACUGUCCGGGGACUACAGGGACUGUCCGGGGACUACAGGGACUGUCAGGGGACUACAGGGACGGGCAGGGGACUACAGGGACUACAGGGACUGGCAGGGGACUACAGGGACGGGCAGGGGACUACAGCCCCACAUCCCCCUCUUGUUACCCUCCUGCUACCCUCAUAAUGGGAGUGUUUGGGGCAGAGGUUUUGCAGAGGACACACAGGAGGAGGUGGACCACAUCUGGAUCACACAUCAGGCCCCGCUGUCCUCAGGGGCCGGAACUGCGCCUGCAAAUGAACCCUGGACUCAGGAGGCCAAAGACCAGGGACCAACCCAAAAGAUGUUCUGGAACAAAGGACCCUCAGUUCUGGAUGCACCCCUGGGUGUCAUCAGGGUGUCAUCACUACAUCCUCCAUGA
This is a messenger RNA of Knipowitschia caucasica, 579 nucleotides long. NCBI's taxonomy places the organism in Eukaryota, Metazoa, Chordata, Actinopteri, Gobiiformes, Gobiidae. The record is from the annotation of a GenBank genome assembly.